Molecule: messenger RNA, 4510 nt
Organism: Cydia strobilella
Lineage: Eukaryota; Metazoa; Arthropoda; Insecta; Lepidoptera; Tortricidae
Exons: 9
Coding region: 16-1248 (410 amino acids)
Biological process (GO): signal transduction
Cellular component (GO): cytoplasm
Source: RefSeq, a predicted model, not a curated record
UAACAAAAGUGCCAAAUGUUUCGGCCGACGCUCAUCCGCGGCGCGAGCGCCGACUUACCUGACGUGUCCGGCUAUGGUGGCAGGAGUCGCCGCGCCUCCCUCUCGGCCGAGCAACGCCGCAAGCUGUCCAUGAUACGGACGGCCAGCAUCCCGAGCCCGCUGUCGCCUGUGAGUCACAUUUACCAUUUGGUACCCUGCCCAAGAAAAUGCUGUUCACAGAAAUAUGUCGUCAGUACGGACAGGAGUGGAGAUAUACAUGUUCACGUUCAGGGUGACUUGAGCCAGCAGGACAAGCGAUGUGUGUUUCUCACAGUUCACGAUCUUGGAACAAACCACUCGUCCAUGGUGGACUUCGUGGGCAUGCCGGCCAUGACCGAGAUAAAAGAACGCUCCUGUUUCAUACACGUCGACGUCCCGGGACACGAGGAGAACUCGCCCGACCUGCCCGACUCCUACCAGUUUCCUCCCCUCCAAACGCUAGGCGAGGAUCUGAUCACAGUCCUGGACUUCCUUCACGUCCGCUACGCUGUAGGCAUUGGCGAAGGCGCGGGGGCCAACGUGCUCGCUCGCUGCGGCCUCGCGCACCCCCGCCGGCUCUUAGGCCUCAUUCUCGUCAACUGCACGGCGUCGACCUCUUCAGUCGCUGACGCCUUCAGAUCCAGGUUUUCUCGCUGGAAAGGCACGGACAUCUCCCAGUCCGAGGAGGACUUUCUCAUUUACCAUAAGUUUGGACACGUGAGUUUACAGAGUCAGCUGUUUGACUAUGGCUACAAGCAAAUUCAGUGUGACUCCUGUGAAGCGACCGAACGCGAACGAAUGUUACUAGAGUACCGCUCGCGUCUGCGCGGGAACCUCAACACGCACAACAUAAAGCAGUAUGUGCGCGCCUUUAUCAACCGCAAAGACCUGAUCCUCCGCGGCUGCCAACCCGACAUCCUGCUUAUCACGGGGCUGCUCAGUCCUUACGCCAGCGUCGUGGAGAAAAUGUACAAGGAGCUGGACAAGGAUAAGGUCACCAUCCUCAAGGUUGAGAAGGUCGGCGACGUGCUGGCUGAGGCGCCCGCAAAAGUGGCGCAGUCCCUCCUCCUCUUCUGCCAAGGCCAGGGUCUGCUGACCUCCCUCCCCCCACCAGGGGUCGAACGGCGCAUGUCCCGCGCCAUGUCCAUGGAGGAAUACGACAAGCCCAACAUUCGGCGGUUGUCGCUCACGCCGAGCGUGUCCGAUUCUCCGCCACCGAGGAAGUUGUAAGGCAUUGAUUUAUAUUAUAAAGACGGGCCUUACGGGCACUAAGAAUGGUGCUAGUUCAGCGGUGUCACUCACGAAUUAGAGCCAAUCGUGCAGUCUAAGUUAGACUGCAUUAGACUGCAGUUCUAACGCAACUAUGUACAGUCGCCAUCAGAUAUAUCGGACUGGCCAGAGCGCUCAAAAAUAUCUGAAGACGCACUCUAACGCCUUGACAAUGAGGGCUAUCGUUUUUUUGCUCACCAUUUGGCGCCUCUGUUGAUGGUGGUCCAAAAGACUAAAGAACAGCUGUCAGUCAUUGAAGUGACAAGUUAUAUUUGACAUUUCGAACUAUGGAAAAGACCACCAUCUACACUAGCGCCCCUAGCGGCGAAUUCAUACGCGUUAGCCCUCAUAGAGGCGUGUUAAGAUAUUUGUGAGCACCUCGGCCGCUCCGAUAUAUCUGAUGGCGACUGUACCUAUGUAGUUGCGACCAAUCGCGCGCGUGAUGCGAACUCAUCAACCAAUCGCGUUAUGGCGUUAGACUGGGCGAUUGGCGCGAAUUCGUGUGCGUGACACCGCUGUACCAGUACCAACGGUGCCAGCGCCAUUCUUAGUGCCCGUAAGGCCCGUCUUUACGAAGUAAUAUACAAAGGCGUAAGUCAACGUUGUAAGGAUUCUGAUGUUGUAAAAUCUUACCAGCGAUAUCGUCUUCAGUUUAUUGAAAGUUCGUGAACUUGUAUAGUUAUGGCAAUGUUCUUCAAACCUUGGCACUCGCACUAGUGCGUAAAGAGCACUUUUCGUGCAUAUUCUAAAGUUUAAAGGACCAUAUGUACUGUAAAACGUUGUACGAUACACAUGCGAAUAGGUAAUUCGCAACUCGUGUCGAUUUAAAACACUCCCUGCGAUCGUGUUUUAAUUUAUCGCCACUCGUUUCGAAUUUCCUCUUUUCCGCACUUGUAUCGUAAAUAACUAUUACUUUUAACCUUUUCGACGCCAAGUCAAUGAAGUAAUAAUUUCAUCAACGCCAUGUCAAAAAUUGCACGUUAACAAACGGCUCAAACCACGACUUACUCGUAAUAUGAAGUCGCCUGGCGUGUGGGACACGAAAUGUACCUAAGUAUUCUUUAUUGCACCAAUAAUUAUACAUUUUAUAUACAUGUAAAACUACAAAAAAAAAAUUAAGGAAAAUAGAACCAGGCGGUCUUAUCGCCAAAAAGCGAUCUCUUCCAGGCAACCUUACUGACUUUACUUAUGUACUGACUGAAGUUAAUGGCGGCGAAAAGGUUGAAUGAGGCUUUGCCAGCAACACACACGUUCAAAACUCAUGUUUAUGGUAACACUGCAUUUCUUGACCUAACGCCGAUGCGGUCACGGCGAUAAGGUCGCGCAAAAUCUGGUCAGCUUGACCUAACGCCGAUGCGGUCACGGCGAUAAGGUCACGCAAAAUCUGGUCAGCUUGACCUAACGCCGAUGCGGUCACGGCGAUAAGGUCACGCAAAAUCUGGUCAGCUUGACCUAACGCCGAUGCGGUCACGGCGACAAGGUCACGCAAAUACUGGUCAGAAAAAGCAUAAAUGAGUGUUGUAUUCUGCUCCAGUAGAUUCGGCGUCAAGAAAUGCGGUGACACCCGCAAUAGUUGCAUUAUUGUAGCCAGAAUGAGAGAUUAAUUAAUUAUUAAUCACGUAUCUGAUUCGUACAAAUGUGACGUUUUCAAUUAAAAGGUACCACAUUGUCGCUUACCAUAAGGACGAAAUUGGAUUUGAUCUCUAUACGAAUAACCUGUUAUUUUAUAGUAUACAAUUUUGCAUGAUACUUUUAUCUUAUGAAAGCAAAUAAAGAACUGAAACUGAAACUGUUAGAGCGUCCUUAUGGCAAGUCCUUAAAUAUGUAGUCCCGGUAUCAAUAAGUUGGCUUUAUAGUAAACGCCUGUACCUUUUUAUUAGCAAUAUGUGUUGCGUCACUUACACUUUACACUUUUUAGCGGGCGCUUCAAAUUUGCGAAAAUAUUACCUAAAAUGUUAUUAUUUUGUUAUUCGAAUGGAAUUAGAAGUUGAAUGAAUUGUUUUAUAGUAAUUUUUGGUACGAUGGAUGUUAAAAUCCAUUUUACUCAUCAUGUUAUGAUUACGAUGUUAUGCGAUGCGAAACAUAUCGUCAACAUGUUAUUUUAUACGGUUCACAAUUUUUAUAUUUUAAAUAUAUUAAAUUGUUGGUAGCCAAAGAUAAAUAUAGGUUAGUAAUUAUCAAUGUAAUAUAUUUAUUUUAUGUAGUUGUAUGUUAAUAUAAUAUAAUGGCAGUUAUAUGAAUAAGAGGAAACAGAUGUUUUUUCCUUUGUGAGUUAUUAAAAAUGAAAAAAUGUUGAUUAUGCACUGUAUACAAGGUAAAAUUGUACAAAUGUGCCAUUCUCAACCAAAAGGUACCACAUUGUCGCUUGUCAAUAAGGUUAAUUUCAAAUGAAGCUGUAUGGAAAUAGCGCCUUAUUGACAACCGACAAUAAGUACCCUCUUGAUUGAAAAUGGCACAAAUCAUGAAAUAGUGUAGAUAUAUAUUUAUAAAUGUUGCAUCAUAGUCACAAGAUCACUUUUACUAGUAAAGAAAAGAAGUUACCAGGGGCCCGUUUCUCAAAAGCUUGUAACUUGUAAUACAAGCGGAUGUCACUUUUUAACAGCUUUUGUUAUAAAGGGACUUCCACUUGUAUUACAAGUUACAAGCUUUUGAGAAACGGGCCCCAGGGGCCCAUUUCUCGAACGUUAUUAGACUAAUACCGUUCGAGAAAUGAGCCCCUGGUUAACAUAGUAAUUAUUAUUAUACUAAUAUCGCAGUAACUUUUCAAAAACUUGUAGAGUCAAUGUCCUAAAUCCAGUAGACCAGCGGUUCUCAAACGUUUUUGAUGACGGAACCCUUUUGGUAACCAAAUUAUAGUUACCCAUGGACCAUGCACCUACAACACCAGAGGGGUUCCAAGUGCGUUGCCGGCAUUAAAGAUGGAAGUAUACGCUCUUUUCUUGAAGGCCUUUUCUUCUUUUUCCUCACAAAAUAUUUGCAACUAAUAAUGAAACGAAAUCAAAAUGGAUUAAAUGCCUCUAGCAAUUUCGUAAAAUGUACCAGAGCUCUAUUGUUUUAUUUAUGUUAAGGAGAAUCGACACAGUACAGCUUGUUAUAAUGUUACCUAAUAAAUUAUUUUUAGGAAUAUUUUUGUGCAAUUUCAAUGUAUUGUGUAGAUAUUUUAAUAAUAGUAUUUUAUGUAAAUGUGUAUUUUAUGAAAAAAAUAUACGUUAUUUGAAUUUUC